AUGCAGCUCACAUCCAUCCUCACUCUCGCCAUCUUGGCUCUGGGCAUUUCAGCUCAUCCGAGCAUGGAAUCCAGAAACAGCGCUCCUAGCUGCUCAGGCGAACGGGUCUGGAACGACGCCGACAAACAGUGCGAAUGCACCCCAGACAAGUCCUGGGACCAGGGCAAGCAAAAAUGCUGCCAUCCUCCCAUGCCACAACCCCAAUGCCCUCAAGGACAAAACCCAUACUGCUCCAAAUCCCAGAACCAAUGGUGCCCAUACGAUAAGAAUAACGACUACUGCGAGGACAACGGCUACAACUCCGCCUGGUGCUGCGUCAAAGGUCAAGAGCCGCCAAAGAUGGGCCAGAUGUACCCACCCAACCCACCAGUCUGCAAAGAUAAGCAAAAGUACUGUCCAGACCAGAAGCAAUGCGUGUGCCCGAAACCCAUGUAUUGGAAGGACCAGGACCAGAAGUGUCAUUAUCCUGCUAAGCCAAAGCCUUCUUGUCCCGUUCUGCAGCAGCCAUAUUGUGGGAAGGGGAAGGAUCAUUGGUGUGCUUAUGAUGCUAAUAACCAGGACUGUGAGGAUGAUGGAACUUGCCACACUUGGUGUUCUAGCCCGUUGACGGUUCAGGGGAUGGUGAAUUCUAUUUUUGAUCUUUUGUGA
Molecule: messenger RNA, 648 nt
Organism: Mollisia scopiformis
Lineage: Eukaryota; Fungi; Ascomycota; Leotiomycetes; Helotiales; Mollisiaceae
Exons: 3
Coding region: 1-648 (215 amino acids)
Source: RefSeq, a predicted model, not a curated record